Molecule: messenger RNA, 3418 nt
Organism: Pistacia vera
Lineage: Eukaryota; Viridiplantae; Streptophyta; Magnoliopsida; Sapindales; Anacardiaceae
Product: receptor protein kinase TMK1-like
Exons: 4
Coding region: 293-3148 (951 amino acids)
Biological process (GO): protein phosphorylation
Molecular function (GO): protein binding; protein kinase activity; ATP binding
Source: RefSeq, a predicted model, not a curated record
UUAACCCCACCUUUCUCUCUCUCUCUCUCUCUCCCUCCAUCUUUCCAAUAUUAUUACACUUUACACCAUUAUUCUCCUCUAUCUCCGCCGCUUCCCCUCAAAUCUUCCCUUUACAAACACACCAUCAACGCCAACACAAAUAACAUAACUUUGAAACUUCAAACAAACAAUCAAAAUUCAUUCAACCAAUCCAACAAACACCUCACCUGCAAUGCCUACAUAAGCUCUUUUUACUUGUAAAGUUUGCCCCUUUUUUGUUUUCCUUCACUUUCUCCCUUGUUUUCCCAAGAAAAUGAACAAACCCAGUCUGGGGUUUUCUUUUUCUUCAUUUUCCCUUUUCCUCCUUUCUCUUUUCUCUUUAACUUCCUCAGUUUACUCUCAGUCUAGUCCAGAUGCUGCAGCCAUGCAAGCUCUUAAAACCAGCAUAGGCAAUCCGCCAAACUUGGGCUGGACCGACCCUAACCCGUGUAAGUGGGAACACGUUGACUGUUCGGACAAUCGGGUCACCAAGAUCCAAAUCGGUUCACAGAGCCUGAAAGGAACUCUCCCACCGGACCUCAGGAACUUAACGUCACUGACUGUUCUUGAGGUGAUGAAGAAUGAACUGAGUGGGCCUAUCCCAAGUCUUGCUGGGUUGAGUUCUCUGCAGGAAGUGCUUUUUAAUGACAACAAUUUUACAUAUUUCCCCCCUGAUUUCUUUUCUGGGUUAACUUCUUUGCAAACUAUAAGCCUUGAUUAUAAUUCCUUUGAGGUUUGGGAGAUUCCUGUGAGUUUAACAAAUGCAACGACUUUGCAGAAAUUUUCUGCAAACGGGGCUAAUGUUACAGGAACUAUUCCUGGGUUUCUGGGGGGAGAUGUAUUUCGAGGAUUAAAGAGUUUGAAUUUGGCUAUGAACAAUCUCCAUGGGCAACUUCCGGAGAGUUUUGCUGGGUCAGCAAUUGAGACACUUUUGUUGAAUAGCCAAAUCAGUGACACUAAGCUAAAUGGAUCAGUUUCUCUGCUACAAAGCAUGACUUCUUUGACUCAGGUUUUCCUUUAUUCGAACCAAUUUACGGGUCCUUUGCCAGAUUUAUCAGGGCUUACUGGCUUGAAGGACUUCAGCUUGAGAGAUAAUCAGUUGACGGGUAUUGUUCCUUCAUCUUUGGUUAAUCUUCCUGGACUUUCUACGGUCAAUUUGACUAAUAAUUUGCUUCAGGGUCCGACUCCAAAGUUUGAUACUUCUAAAAUUAGGGUGGAUAUGAGAACUGGGUCUAAUAGCUUUUGUUUAGACGAUCCUGGUUUUCCUUGUGCUAGUCAGGUUAAUAUUUUGUUAUCAAUUGCCGAAUCUGUGGGUUAUCCUGUGGUGUUUGCACAGAGUUGGAAAGGAAAUAAUCCUUGUGAUGCCUCUCAGAUAUGGAAGGGGAUUUCGUGUGAUAGUGGUGGAAGCAUCACGGUUGUUAAUUUCCAAAAUUUGGGGCUUACCGGCACUAUUUCUUCGAAUUUCUCUCAGCUUACAUCGUUGAGACAUUUGUUACUAUCUGGUAAUUCACUUACUGGUACUAUACCUAAUGAGCUUACAACUUUGUCUAAACUUGAGAAAUUAGAUGUGUCAAAUAAUCAUAUUUUUGGUAAAGUGCCGAAGUUUAGACAGAACGUGAUUGUUAACAUUCAUGGGAACCCUGAUAUUGGAAAAGAUAACAGUAGUUUCACGCCGGGAACACCACCAGGGGGUUCAUCUGGAACUCCUGGUACUCAUAGCGGAGAAACCAGUUCCUCAGGUAGUGGGAGUAAGAAUACUGGAAAAAUUGUUGGUUCUGUGAUUGGUGCUGUUUGUGGUGCGUUUAUUGUUGGAUUAGGUGUCUGUUUGUAUACCAGGAAACGAAAGCGUUCCAGUAGAGUACAGAGUCCGAAUACUGUGGUGAUACAUCCUCAGAAUGCAGGGGAUGGAAAUGGAGUUAAGAUUACAGUAACAAAUUCUAGUGUUAAUGGAGGUGGGAGUGACAGCCAUAGUCUCACGAGUAGUGGGCCUAGUGACAUUCAUGUGGUUGAGGCUGGAAAUAUGGUUAUCUCAAUCCAAGUUUUGAGGAAUGUAACUAACAACUUCAGUGAGGAAAAUAUAUUGGGAAGAGGUGGUUUUGGGACUGUGUAUAAAGGGGAAUUACAUGAUGGGACAAAGAUAGCAGUGAAGAGGAUGGAGGCUGGAAUUGUGAGUGAGAAGGGUUUGGCAGAGUUUAAGUCCGAGAUUGCAGUUCUUACCAAAGUUCGACACCGCCAUUUGGUAGCACUUCUUGGCUAUUGCUUAGAUGGAAAUGAGAGGCUUCUUGUUUAUGAGUAUAUGCCACAGGGGACCCUUAGUAGGCAUCUUUUCAACUGGAAGGAGGAGGGAUUGAAACCGCUUGAGUGGACUAGAAGGUUGACCAUUGCCUUGGAUGUUGCUAGAGGUGUUGAGUAUCUUCAUGGUUUAGCACAUCAAAGUUUUAUUCACAGAGAUCUGAAACCUUCCAACAUUCUUCUUGGAGAUGAUAUGCGGGCUAAAGUUGCAGACUUUGGAUUGGUUCGUCUUGCUCCAGAGAACGGAAAACAUUCAAUCGAGACAAGACUUGCUGGAACUUUUGGGUAUCUUGCUCCAGAGUAUGCAGUGACUGGACGUGUGACUACCAAGGUUGACGUGUUUAGCUUUGGAGUAAUUUUAAUGGAGUUAAUUUCGGGUAGAAAAGCCCUCGAUGAAACCCAGCCUGAGGAUAGUGUGCAUCUUGUCACAUGGUUCCGUAGAAUGCAUAUUAACAAGGACACAUUCCGAAAGGCCAUUGACCAAACAAUUGAACUGGACGAGGAAACCCUUGCCAGUGUAAGCACUGUGGCUGAGUUGGCUGGCCACUGCUGUGCAAGGGAGCCCUACCAGAGGCCUGAUAUGGGUCAUGUUGUAAAUGUGAUUUCAUCUCUAGCUGAGUUGUGGAAACCAGCAGAACCUGAUUCCGAUGACAUAUAUGGAAUUGAUCUUGACAUGACCUUGCCACAAGCACUAAAGAAGUGGCAGGCAUACGAGGGAAGUGGCAACAUGGGUGACUCUUCUUCAUCAUUCCUUGCCAGUGCGGACAAUACCCAGACUAGCAUACCUACUAGACCAUCCGGAUUUGCAGAAUCAUUUACUUCAGCUGAUGGACGAUGAAGGAAGAGGACAACAAAAUAUGGUAUCUCUCGAUGCUUUGAGAAGUCUGCUUUGUUCAUUCCAUUGACCUCUUGUUUUCUUCUUUUUGUGAGGUUGGUUCUAUAUUCCAAUAUUUUUCUGGAGAUGUUUUCUUCUCCGCUUUUUCUCUGUAGCUUAAAUGGUAGUUUUAUGUUUUCCCGGUGUUGAGAAUUUGUUAAAAUAUAAAUAGACCUACAGUCAAGCAAGAGUUGCUCUCUAAUGUUCAUCUUCUUAGUGCUUUAUUUACGAGUA